AUGAUCUGCCUGAUUUUGGCCCUGUUUUCUUACUUCUUUCAGACAGGCUGGACCGGUGUGAACGAACGCACCUUGGUGGCCGUAAAACCAGAUGGCGUGCAGCGGAGGCUGGUGGGAGAAAUCAUGCGUCGCUUUGAGAAUAGAGGGUUCAAACUCGUGGCCCUCAAACUAGUGCAGGCGUCGGAGGAUCUUCUGAGGAAACACUACUGGGACCUGAGGAGUAAGCCUUUCUUCAGGGGACUGAUGAGCUACAUGAGCGAGGGACCAAUGGUAGUGAUGGUGUGGGAGGGUUUGGACGUAAUCAAGACGGCACGUAAUAUGUUGGGAGAGAACAACCCUGCUGACUCGCUGCCUGGAACCAUCCGAGGGGAUUUCUGUGUGGAAGUCGGCCGGAACGUGAUCCACGGCAGCGACUCCGUGGAGAGCGCCGAGAAGGAGAUCUCUCUGUGGUUUGGACAGAACGAGCUUCACUGCUGGGUGCAUAACAGCCGCCCCUGGAUCUACAACUGA
Cyclopterus lumpus (lumpfish) is the source of this 510-nucleotide messenger RNA. RefSeq names its product NME/NM23 nucleoside diphosphate kinase 3 (gene nme3). Lineage: Eukaryota; Metazoa; Chordata; Actinopteri; Perciformes; Cyclopteridae. Gene Ontology annotation, molecular function: nucleoside diphosphate kinase activity. The record is from RefSeq and is a predicted model, not a curated record. The transcript is spliced from 5 exons. Gene Ontology annotation, biological process: UTP biosynthetic process; GTP biosynthetic process; CTP biosynthetic process. Bases 1 to 510 code for a protein of 169 amino acids.